AUGUUGUGGCCCAAGUUAGUGUGUUUUGCUUUGGUUUGCCUGGCUUUUGGGCAACUUGACCAGGUGGCCAGCCAGGAUACCAUCUCCGUUUGCCCCACCAACUUCACCCCAGUGGGUGAGAAGUGCCUCCUGGUGGACACGAAAUGGAAGAACUUCUACGAGUCGGAUCGCCACUGCCGAUCCCUGAAUGCCGGACUCCUCAGCAUCGAGAAUUCCACGGUGCUGACUGUCAUCAACGAUUGGCUGCCAAUCAUUGCUCCCUAUCAGCCGGAGUUCUGGACAGCGGGUAACAAGCUGGGCGAAAGCAGGAACAACUACUUCUGGGAAAGCACCGGAGUGGAGGCCACAUACCUUCCCUGGAACGUGGGUCAGCCCACUCCGGCCAGCGGAGAUUGCCUCACAUUGGAGGCAAACGUCACCAUGACCCCAGAAGAAGCCUUCUUGAGUGCCCAUCGCCUGUCCGUGAAGAACUGCACCCAAUGGGCUCCCCACAUCUGUCAGGCUCCCCUGCAAUUCUUCAGAACUCAGCUCUGUCUUAACACUUCUGCUUUCUUCGAGGCCAAGAUUCCCGUCUAAUUUAAUAAAAUCAUGUUGAUAUGCCUGUUA
Messenger RNA from Drosophila ficusphila, 606 nucleotides. RefSeq names its product ladderlectin-like. Bases 1 to 576 code for a protein of 191 amino acids. The record is from RefSeq and is a predicted model, not a curated record. Lineage: Eukaryota; Metazoa; Arthropoda; Insecta; Diptera; Drosophilidae. The transcript has a single exon.